Molecule: messenger RNA, 942 nt
Organism: Cyclocybe aegerita
Lineage: Eukaryota; Fungi; Basidiomycota; Agaricomycetes; Agaricales; Hemipholiotaceae
Source: the annotation of a GenBank genome assembly
AUGGCGCCUAAAAAGCGCAAGCUGUCGGACCUAUCUACAGAGCAAACUUCUCGAGUAAAGGGAAUUCUCCUUUCCUGCCGCGAGAUAUGUGAUCAACUCGGCAUCGAUGAGGACGACGAGGACCUGAGGGAUUUGAAUCGCAUCAUCGACAAGUUGACAGAUGCGAAGCAUACGCCAUUCUCCGACGUCUCUCUCCUUACUCUCGGUAAAAUGGGCGUUACGAUUCAACCUAUGGAAUGGCGCUCGGACGGGGUGACACAGGCAAAGGCAUACGGAACUGCAACAUUACCCGGAGCCCUGACGAUCGAAGAUACGAGAAAGAAUAUCCACGAUGUUCUCAAAUACGUGUCGCUUGAGUCAGAAGCUGGCUGUCGUAUUUUGAUCAACACCCUCCUGAUCCAUGUUGCAUCCAACCUUGAGACGGAUUCGUCUGGUGUUGUGAUUGCUCCGGAGUUUCGUGUUGACGACACCCUGCUCGGAUGCACGGAAAAUUCGUUCGGGGGAGUGGUAGAUUAUAUGCUCGUCUAUGGUGACAAGGCCGUGCGAGAUCGAAUCAUUAAAUCGAAAGCUUUCGCUUUCAGCAACCCCGAGAUAUACAAAUUACUCCAGUGCAACAUCUACGAAGCAAAGCCCGAAGAUCUUUUCUCUCCCAUAGCGUGCCUUCCUCAAGCGGCGAUGGCCGCUAUCAUUAAGGCGCAGCGGCUGCAGAUGAAAACUUUUCGAGGUUGCGUUACUAGCGGCAAGCGGUGGGUAUUUUUCGUCUACAAUGCAGAGAACUUCGGACAUGGACAAGGCAAAACCGUAUAUUGGUUGGAUGCGAUUCCUCUCGGGGACGGAUUUUACAACCCAACUGUUAACCUGGAGUUGAUUCUUGGCAUACUGCGUGACUGGGUCGAACAUGGCCAUGACGAUUCCCUACGCUUUUUCGAGUACAUAAAUUGA